CUUUGGUAAAUUGAUGAUAAAUUUUGCAGUGACACGUUGGGUUCUAAGAAUUUAUGUCCACAAACGCCUUCUCCAGAUUUUGAUCCUUUCUCCAGUUUUACUCUUCUCUCGCUGCUGAAUGCGUUGCGUGUACAGUUAUUAGUGAGUUGUAUUUGCGGAAGCAUGCUGGAUCGAGUUGGAUGGCAGAGUUUCUCCUAGGAAUAGAGCAUAAGAGCAGAACGGUUUGUUCAUCUUCGUGCCUCGGACCUCGGUGAUAUUCUUUGCUGCUCCAGAUUUUUCUGUUUCAACGCAAGCGCUACCCCCACUAGUAUUUAUUAGGGGCCAUCAUAUGAUCCAAAUUGAAAUAAGCAAAGGUGAAUUGUGAAGCAGUAUGCCUCGAUACAAAGACGAGCCUCCUGCAGUCUGUGUUUACACAAUUUGUGAUGAAUCCAAAUAUUUGAUUGUGAGGAAUGUUCCAGCGUUGGGCUGUGGCGAUCAGCUCUCUAAACUAUUCUCCACUUACGGAGAAAUUGAAGAAUGUAAACCAAUGGAUGGUGAAGAUUGCGAGCCGUUUACAGAUGUCUUCUGGAUCAAGUUUUAUCGGGUUGACAAUGCCAGGUUUUCCAAAAGGAAAUUGGACGAGUCUGUUUUCCUCGGGAACAGGUUACAGGUCUCUUAUGCACCUCAAUUUGAGAGUCUGCACGAAACGAAGGAGAAGUUAGAAGCGAGGAGAAAGGAAGUUUUAGCACGAUUAACUCCUGGAAGGUCGAAAGGAUCUGCGACAUAUCGACCGGAUGUGGUUGGUGAGCCCUCUCCAGCUUCCUCACCAGCUCAGUUGAAUUCUAUUGCUCAAUCAGUUGGCGCCAACCAAAGGCAGAGCUCCAAUUUGCAGUAUAACUCUACUCAUGGCAUACAGGGUUCUCCUGUGACAAUGGUUUCUUCAGACAAGGAAUACUUUCCUUCACAAUCAAUGAAUCAAACAGUUAAGCUGGUGAGAGAGAAACUAAAUAAGAUACAAUCCAGUGUGGACCAUUUAGAAGGUGAACCAUCCAAGAGAAAACGUGUUGAUAAUAGGAGAAGGAUAUAAGUGCGGGUGUUGAAAAGAGAAUAUGGCUGCGGAUGAGUUUUUUCUUUUUUUCAUGCUGUCUGCAGAAUAUGUCGACUCUGGUUAAACCAUUACUUUUUCUCAAUUCAAGUCCAUGGUGUCCAGAAUUUUCUAUGGCAUUCUUCACCAACUGAGUAUCAAGAAAGACGACUUUGUUCUAUUUUUGCGCUCAA
Nicotiana attenuata is the source of this 1257-nucleotide messenger RNA. RefSeq names its product RNA-binding protein 48. Gene Ontology annotation, cellular component: nucleoplasm. The record is from RefSeq and is a predicted model, not a curated record. NCBI's taxonomy places the organism in Eukaryota, Viridiplantae, Streptophyta, Magnoliopsida, Solanales, Solanaceae. The coding region runs from base 371 to 1066 and encodes 231 amino acids. Gene Ontology annotation, molecular function: RNA binding. The transcript is spliced from 9 exons.